CGGCCUGCAAGCGUCCCGCGCUGGAGCCCGAGAGGCGGGCCCGUCAGAUUUUUUAAAAAAUGGAUUUGACCAACCAUGGACUUAUUCUACUGCAGCAGUUAAAUGCACAGCGCGAGUUUGGGUUCCUGUGUGACUGCACGGUUGCCAUCGGCGAUGUGUACUUCAAGGCACACAAAUCUGUUCUUGCGUCAUUCUCCAAUUACUUUAAGAUGUUGUUUGUCCAUCAGACCAGCGAAUGUGUCCGACUGAAACCCACUGACAUCCAGCCUGACAUCUUCAGCUAUCUCCUGCACCUCAUGUACACUGGAAAGAUGGCACCGCAGCUCAUCGACCCGGUCCGCCUGGAGCAGGGCAUCAAGUUCCUGCACGCAUACCCGCUGAUCCAGGAGGCCAGCCUUGCCAGCCAGGGUACCUUCACCCAUCCGGACCAAGUCUUUCCACUGGCUUCCUCCCUCUAUGGCAUUCAGAUCGCAGACCACCAGUUGAGACAAGCCACCAAGAUCACCCCUGCACCUGAAAAACUUGGGCGGGACCCAAGACCUCCGGCCUCUAGAAUGGGUGCAGAGCAGGUGCCAGAUGCAGCCUCACAGCUAUCUCAGCUGCCCCCCAACCUGACCCAGGUGAAUCGGACAAACAUGCCUUCCUCCGACCCACUGCCAAGCUCACUCUCUCCGGAACUCGUCUCCACUCCCGUUCCUGCCCCUCCUUCCGGAGAGGAGACCAAUCUGGAAGCCUCUUCCUCCGACGAGCAGCCUACAUCCCUCACCAUAGCUCAUGUCAAGCCGAGCAUCAUGAAGCGGAACGGGAGCUUCCCCAAGUACUACGCCUGCCACCUGUGUGGCCGGCGCUUCACCCUGCGGAGCAGCCUGCGUGAGCACCUGCAGAUCCACACCGGUGUGCCUUUUGCAGCCGGCCCACAGGGCGAGAGCCGCGGGCCCCUGUCCCUGUGCAGCAAUGCAGCCGACCUCGGCAAGGACGCCAUGGAAGUGCCAGAAGCCGGGAUGAUCAGCGACAGCGAGCUGCAGCACAUCUCGGAUUCCCCCAUCAUCGAUGGGCAGCAGCAGUCAGAGACCCCCCCGCCCUCAGACAUUGCUGACAUUGACAACCUGGAGCAGGCCGACCAGGAGAGGGAGGUAAAGAGGCGGAAGUACGAGUGCACCAUCUGUGGACGCAAAUUCAUCCAGAAAAGCCACUGGCGGGAACACAUGUACAUACACACCGGGAAGCCUUUCAAAUGCAGCACUUGCGACAAGAGCUUUUGCAGGGCCAACCAGGCCGCCCGCCACGUGUGCCUGAACCAGAGUAUUGACACGUACACCAUGGUGGACAAGCAGACUCUGGAGCUCUGCACGUUUGAGGAGGGCAGUCAGAUGGACAACAUGUUGGUGCAGGCCAACAAACCCUACAAGUGCAACUUGUGUGACAAAACAUUCUCCACUCCCAACGAGGUUGUGAAACACUCAUGCCAAAACCAGAGCUCGGACGUUUUUGCCCUAGACGAGGGGCGGUCAGUGCUCCUGGGCAGUGGGGACUCUGAAGUGACGGAACCUGACCACCCAGUGUUAGCGUCCAUCAAAAAAGAACAGGAAACUGUAUUACUAGACUGAAUGUUACUUGUCUUUUUUAAAAACUGUCAUUUUUACAAAAACUAUCUUCCUUCUCUUCCCUCCAUUCAGAUUCGUAGUUCUCCAUGGCAUGAUCCGAGCAGGUCCCCAUCCCCACUCCCCCCACCGCCUCCCCCCACCACCUCCCCCCACCCCCACCUCUGUAAAGGCUUCGUGCAUUAUAAACCUGGAACCUACUUACUUUCAUUCAAGGGAUAUUGGAAAGAUAAUGGUCAGUAGAACUUAAACACUUAAGUAGAUUUUGAGAAGUUUUAGAUUAUUUAAAAGCAUACUUGGAACUAAUUAAGGGUAUAUACAAAACAGAACAACUAGAAUAUAAUUUGGUAAGCUAAAAUUAUGACUUUCCCUGGGUAAUAAGUCUUCCUUUUCAGAAAAAAGUAAUAUCAGAAAGUAUAAGGUGGCUAAGAGGUAAUUCUGGGCUCUGUACUAUGCAAAAUCUAGAUGGAGUGGAAACUUCAAACCCAAGAAAAUGUUUUCAGUAUUUUACCUUCCAGGUGUCUUAUUUCAGAAUGCAUCCUUUGCGAUUAUGUCCAGUUAAGAAAUCUCCUUUAACAAAACAGAAAAGAGAGUAAUAAUGUGAUGGCAAUCUUAAUUUUUGGAUAAAACCUGACAAGCUGUGAGUUUGUGUGUGUGUAAAACAUGUGGGUACUUCCUGUAAACCAGUGGAUUAAUGCACAUGCCUUAUCCAAUUGCUGGCUUCUUUCCAACUUGAACAACAGCAAAAUGACAAAUGUGUUUGUUUUUAAAAUCAGAUUGAAAAGAGAGAGUCUAUAGAUUAUCUUUCUGAGUAGAAGAUGACAUGUCAUUUGACAGUGGUAAAUUUGUUUCAGUGCCAACCUGCUGCUUUUCAAUCAGUGUAUGUGUAUACUGGAGAGGAAACGAUAUAGAAAUAUAUAUCUUACAUGGAAAGUUGAGCAGAAGAUAUAACUUUAAUGACUUUAAAAGUCAACACUAACAGUUUACUGGCACGGUUCAUUAAAGCACCAAAAAUGGCAAAGAGAAAUCAGGACAAAAAAAAUCUAAUUGCUAGGGCUGGAGACAGAAUCUAGCGGUAGAGCGCUUGUGCAGCACGCACAAGCCCUGGGUUCAAUCCUGGACCCACCCCAACCCACCCCCCAAAAAAA
Messenger RNA from Octodon degus (degu), 2749 nucleotides. It is a transcript of the gene Zbtb2, whose product is annotated as zinc finger and BTB domain containing 2. Gene Ontology annotation, molecular function: DNA-binding transcription factor activity, RNA polymerase II-specific; protein binding; RNA polymerase II cis-regulatory region sequence-specific DNA binding. Lineage: Eukaryota; Metazoa; Chordata; Mammalia; Rodentia; Octodontidae. Gene Ontology annotation, biological process: regulation of transcription by RNA polymerase II. The transcript is spliced from 3 exons. Bases 60 to 1607 code for a protein of 515 amino acids. Gene Ontology annotation, cellular component: nucleus. The record is from RefSeq and is a predicted model, not a curated record.